Haliotis rufescens (red abalone) is the source of this 2528-nucleotide messenger RNA. RefSeq names its product mRNA decay activator protein ZFP36L3-like. The coding region runs from base 1 to 2520 and encodes 839 amino acids. The record is from RefSeq and is a predicted model, not a curated record. The transcript is spliced from 2 exons. Lineage: Eukaryota; Metazoa; Mollusca; Gastropoda; Lepetellida; Haliotidae.
AUGGUCGUUAUUCAUAUCGUUAAGAAUACACAACAGUCGCUACACCCAGGGAAUGUCCAGGACACCAACGAUUCACUGCAACUAGCAACGACAGAGUCUCUGAGGGGUACCACGUGCAGUAAGAGUGUCCUAUGCAAUCAGUCAAUCUCUAAAAGCACUGAGCUUCCAUGCAGCCGGAGAGUCAAAACCAAGUUAGUCCCCAAAUACAACCAGAGUGUCUCUAACACCAGGGAGUCCUCAUGCAGCCAGAGUGUCUCUAACACCAGGGAGUCCCCAUUCAACCAGAGUGUCUCUAUCACCAGGGAGUCCACAUUCGACCAGAGAGUAUCUAACACCAGGGAGUCCCCAUGCAACCAGAGCGUCUCCAACGCCAGGGACUCCCCAUGCAACCAGAGCGUCUCCAACACCAGGGAGUCCCCAUGCAACCAGAGAGACUCUAACACCAGGGAGUCCCCAUGCAACAAGAGUGUCUCUAUCACCAGGGAGUCCCCAUGCUACCAGAGUGUCUCUAACACCAGGGAGUCCACAUUCGACCAGAGAGUAUCUUACACCAGGGAGUCCCCAUGCAACCGGAGCGUCUUCAACACCAGGAAGUCCCCAUGCAACAAGAGUGUCUCUUUCACCAGGGAGUACUCAUGCUACCAGAGAGUCUCUAAAACCAGGGAGUCCCCAUGCUACCAGAGCGUCUCCAACACCAGGGACUCCCCAUGCAACCAGAGUGUCUCUAACACCAGGGAGUCCCCAUUCAACCAGAGUGUCUCUAUCACCAGGGAGUCCACAUUCAACCAGAGAGUAUCUUACACCAGGGAGUCCCCAUGCAGCCAGAGUGUCUCUAUCACCAGGGAGUCCCCAUACAAUCAGAGUGUCUCUAACACCAGGGAGUCCCCAUGCAAUCAGAGUGUCUCUAACACCAGGGAGUCCCCAUGCAACAAGAGUUUCUCUAACACCAGGGACUCCCCAUGCAACAAGAGUGUCUCUAACACCAGGGAGUCCCCAUACAACCAGAGAGUCUCUAUCACCAGGGAGUCCCCAUACAACCAGAGCGUCUCCAACACCAGGGAGUCCCCAUUCAACCAGAGUGUCUCUAUCACCAGGGAGUCCACAUUCGACCAGAGAACUCUAACAUCAGGGAGUCCCCAUGCAACCAGAGUGUCUCUAUCACCAGGGAGUCCCCAUUCAACCAGAGUGUCUCUAUCACCAGGGAGUCCACAUUCGACCAGUGAGUAUCUAACACCAGGGAGUCCACAUGCAACCAGAGCUUCUCCAACACCAGGGAGUCCACAUGCAACAAGAGUAUCUCUAUCCCCAGGGAGUCCCCAUGCUCCCAGAGAGUCUCUAAAACCAGGGAGUCCCCAUGCUACCCGCGAGUCUCCAACACCAGGGACUCCCCAUACAACCAGAGUGUCUCCAACACCAGGGAGUCCCCAUGCAACAAGAGUGUCUCUGUCACCAGGGAGUCCCCAUGCAACCAGAGCGUCUCUAACACCAGGGAGUCCCCAUGCAACAAGAGUGUCUCUAACACCAGGGAGUCCCCAUGCAACAAGAGUGUCUCUGUCACCAGGGAGUCCCCAUGCAACAAGAGAGUCUCUAACACCAGGGAGUCCCCAUGCAACAAGAGUGUCUCUAACACCAGGGAGUCCCCAUGCAACAAGAGUGUCUCUAACACCAGGGAGUCCCCAUGCAACAAGAGUGUCUCUAACACCAGGGAGUCCCCAUACAACAAGAGUGUCUCUAACACCAGGGAGUCCCCAUGCAACAAGAGUGUCUCUAACACCAGGGAGUCCCCAUGCAACAAGAGUGUCUCUAACACCAGGGAGUCCCCAUGCAACAAGAGUGUCUCUAACACCAGGGAGUCCCCAUGCAACAAGAGUGUCUCUAACACCAGGGAGUCCCCAUACAAUCAGAGUGUCUCUAACACCAGGGAGUCCCAAUACAAUCAGAGUGUCUCUAACACCGGGGUGUCCCCAUACAACAAGAGUGUCUCUAACACCAGGGAGUCCCCAUACAAUCAGAGUGUCUCUAACACCAGGGAGUCCCCAUACAAUCAGAGUGUCUCUAACACCAGGGAGUCCCCAUACAACCAGAGUGUCUCUAACACCAGGGAGUCCCCAUACAACCAGAGUGUCUCUAUCACCAGGGAGUCCACAUGCAACCAGAGAGUAUCUAACACCAGGGAGUCCCCAUGCAACCGGAGCGUCUUCAACACCAGGAAGUCCCCAUGCAACAAGAGUGUCUCUAUCACCAGGGAGUACUCAUGCUACCAGAGAGUCUCUAAAACCAGGGAGUCCCCAUGCUACCAGAGCGUCUCCAACACCAGGGACUCCCCAUGCAACCAGAGUGUCUCUAACACCAGGGAGUCCCCAUUCAACCAGAGCGUCUCCAACACCAGGGAGUCCCCAUGCAACCAGAGUGUCUCUAUCACCAGGGAGUCCACAUUCGACCAGAGAGUAUCUUACACCAGGGAGUCCCCAUGCAACCAGAGCGUCUCCAACACCAGGGAGUCCCCAUGCUACCAGAUAGACUCUAAC